CCAGUACACCAGCUCAGUUUGGUUCACACACACAGUGAGACACGCGCGCACGAACGCACGCACAAUCAUAUCUCAAGCCGGAGUCAGACUCAGGAAACAGAAUGCCAGGGAAGGAAGCGUAGAAGUCAGCGGGAAAGCAGAUUUCUCCUCAAGUCGACUCAGUUCUUUUCUCUCUGUGAAGGCUUGAAGGCAAGGACGAUCUUAAGUGAAAAAGCAAGAACAUUUUAGGUUUAGUUCAGCAGACACCUCCACGCGGGUCCCACCAACCACUGGAUUUGGAAUUCCACAGAAGACAUUCAUCAGGAGGAAAUUCUUCAAAUUCUCUUCAUCCCUGCUUAACGCACCUCGAGAGCUUCACUUUCUGUGGCAUCAAACUGCAGGAGGACACACAUCAUCGGGUUCAAUCCCGCAAAAAUAUGACUCUGUCACGGAACGGGACAUUGGAGAAGACAUCUGAGCUGCCCCACUCUGAAACGAGCUCCCCUUCGAGAGCUGCUGGGGUGGUGGUCCCCCCACCGUACUCCACGAGUGGCAGCGAUGCCCCCGACCCGCCGCUGGAGUUGAGGGGCUCUCUUGACUGCUGGGCCUGCUCCGUCCUGGUCACAGCUCAGAAUCUUAUCAUCGCAGCAAUAAACGGCUUGCUAGCCGGCAUCGUGUUUGGUACCAUCCUCACCCCGGCGCUUGUCAUGAUCAUAUUCGGCUUCCUCUGCCACUCAACGGUGCAGCCACAUGGUACCUCAGUGUACUGUUCAGACGUACUGGAUGAUGCUGGCUGCGUAGCAUUGCUGGUUGUCGGAUUUCUGCUGCUCACGCCGCUGCUGGUCCUGGCUCUAGCAGCCUUCUGUCGCCUGGCUCGCCACCUCCAACUGGGCUUGUGCUUCAUUCCCUACAGCAGAGCCGUGUAUAAAAACCUGCCCCCCGCCCGCAGCAGGGAAGUAGGAUUGGGCGGCUGUUGUAGCAUGCCCGAGGCCUCAGACAGGGAGGGAAAGGGCAGCGUUUGGGUGUAAUGAGACGAGCCCUCUGACAUUAGGAUAGAGGAUUUUUAUUUUCACGCAUCCCCGUUUGAUGAAGUGGGUUAUGUUCAUUUAAAACCUUUGUUGAAAAAAAAAAUCAAUCUGCUAGCCUUUCAGUGCAAAUGGAUGUUUAACCUAUAGUUUUGUACACUAUUCAUGUAUUUUCUAAGAUAUUUUUUUCCAAUAAAACCACACUAAGAAGUCAAGACUUUCUCUUAACACGUAUUCAUGCAAAUUCAUAUAAUCUUCUUUUUUUCCCAACGUAUAACAGUUUGUUUUAUUCUAUUGUUAUUUUCUGAAUUCUUAUUUUAUUUAUAACUGUUUUUUUUUUUUUUUUUUCUUUUUGUAUUUUUUAAAUUCAGUCCAGUUAAUUCAUUUAUUAUAAGUAAAAUAAAUGAAUGAAUUGAGUAUGUGUGCCCAUUUUGCAAGUAUUUUGCCCAUUGCAAACUACAUUAAUACUACAAUUUGAUAUCAAAUGGGGGCCACAAAAUACUGUCCCAUGGGCUGCAAUUGGCCCCUCAGCUACAAGUUAGUGACCCCUGCCCUUUAUGAAUGUAAUAAAAAACAAUAAUGAUGGGGUAAAGAACAAUAAUUCAUGCAUGAAAUGGUUAAAAAAAUGCUCCUGACAGUUACUGAAGAGAUAUAAAAAUCCUUUAUUCAUAUAUAAAUUACAAACAAUGUUUAAGGAUUUGUUUUUCUUUGGUGGAGUUACACAAUUGCCAUUCUGUUUUACAUCUCAUCUGGACCUGUACUUUAUUUUAGACAAGAAUUUAUUGAGUUUUCAUGUCCCCGACAGAUUUGUUGAGUUAACAAGGCUGGUUGUUAAUGUUUGUCAAUAAUUUGUGAUGUGGAGCUUUAUAUGGAGCUGUGAAUGCACCGGGUUGCAGGCUUCCACGUCCAUCCUCAUCCACUUGACCCAUGAUGAUGUAGUUAGCACCUGUGGGAAACAAAUAGAAGGAUCAGAUGAUUUAAACAGUGUGAUGGGAUGCAAAAUAUGUUCAGUAUAUGUGUGGGUGUACCUCUGCGAAGCAAUGGGCACUUCCUGCAUUGUGACACCAAUCUAACCGACAUGGUCUCUCCAACUUGCGCGAUUGUUAGUUGACCUGCUUUGUAGGUCCUAAUGAGGGAUACCCCAAUGAGAAGGGUGCCCCGGGGUCCAGGGGCCAAGGAGGUCACCUUUCCAGUUAUCACUAAAAAACACAUAAAAAAUUGAAAGAAUGCAACGUUUGAUUAGUUGGAUUGAUUAGUAUGAGCUCCACCAAGCAUGAUAGCGCAGUCUCUUGUAUUUUCUGUUGAAAGUCCAUUUUAGUAUUUCCGUCACUAUCUUUCAUUUCACUGUGACAUACUAGUAAGGGUAGGAGUGGGAACCUCUUGGUAUCUCACGAUACGAUACGAUUUGCGAUACAAAGCUCGCGAUAACGAUGAUCUGACAAUAUGGCAAUACGACGAUUAUCGAUACAUUGGUCGGAAAAUCAUUCUAGGAUAUUCUACAAACAACUAAUACAAUGGGAAAAAUAAGUAUUUAGUCAACCACCAAUUGUGCAGGUUCUCCCACUUGAAAAGAUUAGAGAGGCCUGUAAUUGUCAACACUGGUCAACCUCAACCAUGAGAGAAAGAAUGUGGAAAAAACAAACAGAAAAUCACAUUGUUUGAUUUUUGGAGAAUUUAUUUCCAAAUUAGAGUGGAAAAUAAGCAUUUGGUCACCUACAAACAAGCAAGAUUUCUGGCUGUCAAAGAGGUCUAACUUCUUCUAACGAGGUCUAACGAGGCUUCACUCGUUACCUGUAUUAAUGGCACCUGUUUUAACUCAUUACCGGUAUAAAAGACACCUGUCCACAACUCAGUCAGUCAAACUGUGCAACAUAUCCAUGUCAGUAAGUAUAAUUUUCAAAUGCCAUAUAUCUUUAAUGCUUCGUUAAUAGAUGUAGUGUAUGUAAUUAUGAUGAUUAAAAAAGGUUCGUAUAAAGAAUCUUUUAAAAACUUUUGGUACCACAGAGUAGCUUUUCCAAUUUCGUUGUUUGCUAGGCUUGCAAUGACAAUAAAGGAAUUGAAUUGAAUUGAAUUGAAAAUGUAUUUUUCUGAGGUUGCCUCACCACUCCAUUAUUUUAAGAAAGAGCUAGUUCAAUAAAUAUCAAAAUUUUAAGUGAUUGCUUUUAUUUGUAUAUAUGGUUAAUUCAUGUGUGAUUUUACGUAUUUUACAUACACAGUGUUGUUAAUCUACUUUAAAAUUUAAUUACAGUUACAAAUUACUUCUCCCAAAAAGUAAUUGAGUUAGUAACUCAGUUACCUGAAUGUAAAAGUAAUUAGUUACUUGGCAAAGUAAAUGGUGUUACUUUUCAUGUUUUUUUCCCCCCAAUCAAACAAACAAACAAACAAAAGAAAACCCAUAGGUCACACUAUGUGAAGUUCAGGUUUUUGGGACAAUUUGCCUAGCCCAAUUCUUUAACCUAAACUUACACAGGGGAGUUGUGGAUAUUGCGAUAACUAGAUAGUAACCUUUGCUAUGUUUGGAAGUCAUUUAAUGUUGUUAAUCAACCGUUGAAGUUGUUAAAAUUGCUACUGUUAUUGCAUUAGUUCUCUUCUGUUUACUUUCGACAUUUUAAAAUUAUUUCAUCAUUUAAAGAUAUAUUCAAGUAAUGAUUUUGCCAAUUUAGGAGUAUUUUAGAUAUAAAGUUACUUAUGUUUGCUAGAAAGGAUCUCUACAACAGCUUUCCUGAGAAGUCUACUGCUACAAGAUGGCAGCUGUUUAUUAACGCCGGUGAAUGUAUCAUUUCGCAUCUACUUCUUUAUACAUUUGCUAACGCCGCCGAGUCUGUAAUUUUACAUCCAGCUCUAUAUACAAGUGAUAUCUAACAUAGCAUCAAGUGGGUUUAGUUUGUAGGUUGUUUGCUACAGUCAGGUAUUAUUGGAGCCACCUAGCCUAGCAUCGUGUUUGCACCGGCGUCACAACUCCUUUCACUCCUUCCCACUACCGCUCUUCUCUCCGUGUCUCUCAGACUUUUCUAACGUCAUUCAAC
Corythoichthys intestinalis (scribbled pipefish) is the source of this 4030-nucleotide messenger RNA. It is a transcript of the gene tmem88a, whose product is annotated as transmembrane protein 88 a. The transcript has 3 exons. The record is from RefSeq and is a predicted model, not a curated record. Lineage: Eukaryota; Metazoa; Chordata; Actinopteri; Syngnathiformes; Syngnathidae. The coding region runs from base 417 to 1007 and encodes 196 amino acids.